Messenger RNA from Somion occarium, 1032 nucleotides. The record is from the annotation of a GenBank genome assembly. Lineage: Eukaryota; Fungi; Basidiomycota; Agaricomycetes; Polyporales; Cerrenaceae.
AUGUCGUCGAGGCAACAUUCUGCCCUCCGUCUCCCGUCCUAUAGAUCUCUUCACUCCCUCCGCUAUCAUCCUUAUCCUCGCCUCAGUGUACGGAGAGCUCGGAACUCACAUACUGAGAUCGUUAUGGAGCACGAAUUUCCUUCCCAAGGACGACUCUAUCUCCUUUCCCUCGUUGACGUGCUCGAGGAUAGGUCGAGUGUGGUCGCUCUGGGUUUCGUGGUCGCUGGCAUGGGGGCAUCGAUUACAGAGGAACACCGCAGGACAUGGUCUUUGGAACAUAUGGUUAUCGAAUUUGCGUUCGCAAGACAGAGACAGAGGGUGACCGUUUCUCGGCUGCUCAUCUGCGUCGAGUCGUUUGUGAUUGAUUUGCUUGCUCAGUCCUGUUUGCAACGAAAUCGGUCGCGACAAUGGCGCGUGCGCACGAUGAUUGGAGCUUCGGCUGACAUGCAGACGGGAUACACUUACCAUGCGCUUCGCAUUCUUCACCCACAAUACUUUGACUUUCUACACUCACGUCAGUCGAGCGAAAAACACGUAUUUGUCAUGACGCGUAUCCAAUUCGAUUCCAAACUCGCUGUGCCACCUGUCGAUCGCUCCAGAAAGGCAGGGGCCGUCUAUCCCAGAGUCGCUCAGAUCAAAGGGGAGUCAGACAGGAAGGACUUCGAAGAUCUUUAUUGGGGUAGGCCGACACUGUCAUCUGUGUCGAUGCUGAAAAAGCUUGAAGUUGGAGAGCACCCAACGAUAAGGACCGACACUGCGAGCAGCUUCUCAAUUCAGAUCCCAAUCAAGGAGCUCGCUGCUGCCGCUAGCAAGGUCACUAGUGCCAUGCCUACACGUGCGCAUCUCGUCCCGAAUGACGCACCAAGGAAGCCACAGAAUCUCCUCUCACUCGACGAGCUAUCGCUCACGCCACCGCUGUCGCGGUCAACACCCUCUUCGACUGCUGGAUCCUCAGAAUGUUCGGAGGUUGUUACACCCACGGAGGAGUACAACCGAGAAUUGCCUUUUCUUCAUAGCCAAACUAGUCUCUGA